AUGCCCAACCCGGUUAAGGAGGCUUCAUACCCUUUGGUUCCAUCAAAGAAGGACAAGGAGCGAUGCUUUGCUCGCUUCCUUGAUAUUUUCAAGAAGCUGAAGAUUACAAUUCCUUUUGGAGAAGCCUUGCAGCAAAUGUCACUUUAUACUAAGUUCUUGAAGGAUCUCCUUACCAAAAAGGGCAAAUACAUAAACAAUGAAAGUAUAGUGGUGGAAGGAAAUUGCAGUGCUAUUAUUCAAAGAAUUCUACCAUCAAAGUUCAAGGAUCCAGGCAGUGUAACUAUUCCAUGUUCAAUAGGGGUUGUGUCAGUGGGAAAAACACUGAUUGAUUUGGGAGCUAACAUCAAUUUGAUGCCACUUUCUAUGUGCAACAGAAUUGGGAAUUUGGAAAUCGCACCCAUAAGGAUGACACUUCAGGCUGCAGACCGCUUGAUCACACGACCUUAUGGCGUGGUGGAGGAUGUGUUAGUCAAAGCCUGA
Molecule: messenger RNA, 480 nt
Organism: Glycine soja
Lineage: Eukaryota; Viridiplantae; Streptophyta; Magnoliopsida; Fabales; Fabaceae
Exons: 1
Coding region: 1-480 (159 amino acids)
Source: RefSeq, a predicted model, not a curated record